This is a messenger RNA of Asparagus officinalis (garden asparagus), 1747 nucleotides long. Its product is annotated as BRCA1-associated protein. The transcript is spliced from 12 exons. Lineage: Eukaryota; Viridiplantae; Streptophyta; Magnoliopsida; Asparagales; Asparagaceae. Gene Ontology annotation, cellular component: cytoplasm. The record is from RefSeq and is a predicted model, not a curated record. Gene Ontology annotation, molecular function: ubiquitin protein ligase activity; zinc ion binding. Bases 62 to 1378 code for a protein of 438 amino acids. Gene Ontology annotation, biological process: Ras protein signal transduction; protein ubiquitination.
CGCCACCCAGGCCGUCCACUUCUCGUCGGGGAACCCUAGGAUCGAGGAGACUCGCGGCAUCAUGCAUUUGUACCCCGAUGACCCCUCUCCCUCCUCCGAUCUCCCGGUGGGAAGAAAGCCCCUCGUUUGUGUGUUGGCGGUUCCGAACCACAUGACUUAUGCUGAUUUUUGCCAGUUCUCUGGUUCUUUCAUUCAACACAUGCUUGAAAUGCGAAUUGUGAGGACUGAUGGGAUGGAGGAUCAAUACAGUGUUCUAAUAAGGUUUGAUGACCAAACUUACGCAGAUGCCUUUUUUAAGCAUUUCAACGGGAAGAGGUUUUCUUCUUUGGAGGUUGAUAUCUGUCGUGUUCUUUAUACCGUAGAUGUACAAUACACAGGAUCAAUAGAACGUGCUCAGGGUUCACUGGCCAGUUCAGCUGAACAGCCUUCUUGUCCAGUGUGUCUUGAGAGGCUAGACCAAGAUACCGGUGGGAUUCUCACAACAAUUUGCAAUCAUUCUUUUCAUUGUUCUUGUAUAUCGAAGUGGACAGAUUCUUCUUGUCCGGUUUGCAGGUAUUGCCAACAACAACAUGAAAAAUCUACAUGUUGUAUUUGCGGGAUUCCUGAGAACCUCUGGAUAUGUGUUAUCUGUGGUUUUGUUGGUUGUGGAAGAUACAAGGAAGGCCAUGCUAUUAGACACUGGAAAGAGACGCAACACUGCUAUUCACUUGAAUUGGAAACUCAACGCGUCUGGGACUAUGUUGGCGACAAUUAUGUUCACCGGUUAAUUCAGUCAAAAACUGACGGGAAGUUGGUAGAGUUGAACUUCCAUUGCACUUAUGCUGAUCAUACACGUGGAACUUGUGAAUGUAGUGCUGAUACUGGAAUCAAUGAGGCUCUUUUCAGCAGUAAAGUUGAUGCUAUUGUUGAAGAGUAUAAUGACCUCCUUACAUCCCAACUUGAGAACCAAAGAAAAUAUUUUGAAUCACUAUUGCAAGAAGAAAAGGAGGAAACUGAGAGAGAAUUGUCUGGAGCUAUUGAAAAGUCUGCAAGUUCAAAGCUGCAAAAGUUAAAGUCCAAGCUUGAUAAGUGUGUUGAAGAGAAAAAAUUUCUUGAUGAUAUUAAUGAAAAUCUCAUGAAAAACCAAGACAUGUGGAAAAGUAAGAUUCAGCAGAUCGAAGAAAGAGAGCAAGCUGCUGUUAGGAUGAGAGAUGAAAAGAUACAGAAAUUGGAGGAACAGCUUCAUGAUCUGAUCGCUCGCAUUGAAACUCAGAAGACAAUAGACGAGCCAGGUUCAACUUCCGGUGAUAUCAAAGGAGGCACGGCUGCACCCGGACCUCCGGCUUCUUCCCCGAGAAAAAACAGCAGCAAGCGUGCCGCUAAGAAUCGGAAAAGCUAGAAUUGUUUUUAGCUAUAAUGAGCUCCUUUGUUUGUGUAUAAUUUGUUCUCUAUUAAGAGAGCGAUUUUCUUUUCGUUGUUCAGGGUGGCAAGUAGGUGGGUUAGAGGAGGCCCUACGUGCAUCUUUUUUUACCUGCUCCUGAUGGGAUUUGUAUACGACUCGUGUUCCAAAACUUGGACCUGUCGUCUCGAAAUUGACAAGCAAAAUUAUGGGUCAGGGAUAAAACCUCGAGGGACCAUCGCCCACUGUAGCACAUACGAUUAAAAGUUGAUCGAACUAACACUUUGUUUGUUAGCUUGGGUUUUUGUGAUUUGGUACAUAAACGUUGGCCCAUGAUGAACGAGAACUCAAUUAUUGGUUUUGAGUAGA